AUGCCGUUUAGAUUCCCAGUCAAGUUUGAGAUCCCCAAACACACACAUAUAAACGCUCGUGUUCUCAGGGACCAUUUCAAAAGACUACAAUUUGCAGAGCAUGAAGUUACGAGAAACGCUUUGAAAUAUAUUGCACGCAACGAGGAACUUCCAUCAAGGGCUAGGGUCGAAGCACAAUUACAAUUGGCAAGUAUGCCCAAGUAUACCUCAUACGUGCAAAUAAGAGAUAGGUGUGUUGCUACUGGAAAUUCAAAAUCAUUAAUUCGCGAUUUUAAAUUGAAUAGGACAGCAUUUAGAGAUAGAGCCAGAGCUGGCCAAAUUCCUGGUGUUAAAGUUGCAUCCUGGUAG
Lodderomyces theae is the source of this 348-nucleotide messenger RNA. It is a transcript of the gene MRP2, whose product is annotated as mitochondrial 37S ribosomal protein uS14m. The transcript has a single exon. Gene Ontology annotation, molecular function: structural constituent of ribosome. NCBI's taxonomy places the organism in Eukaryota, Fungi, Ascomycota, Pichiomycetes, Serinales, Debaryomycetaceae. Gene Ontology annotation, cellular component: mitochondrial small ribosomal subunit; ribosome. Bases 1 to 348 code for a protein of 115 amino acids. Gene Ontology annotation, biological process: translation. The record is from RefSeq and is a predicted model, not a curated record.